Bipolaris oryzae ATCC 44560 is the source of this 2379-nucleotide messenger RNA. RefSeq lists its product as uncharacterized. Gene Ontology annotation, molecular function: DNA-binding transcription factor activity, RNA polymerase II-specific; DNA binding; zinc ion binding. Gene Ontology annotation, cellular component: nucleus. The coding region runs from base 1 to 2379 and encodes 792 amino acids. Lineage: Eukaryota; Fungi; Ascomycota; Dothideomycetes; Pleosporales; Pleosporaceae. The transcript is spliced from 5 exons. Gene Ontology annotation, biological process: regulation of DNA-templated transcription; DNA-templated transcription. The record is from RefSeq and is a predicted model, not a curated record.
AUGGAUGCCACUGCCUCGCACCAGCAAGCUGCAAGCCCAAACGGCACGUCCAAGUUCUCCUCGCACUCUCAGGAACAAGGCCAUGACUGGAGUGGCGAUGAGCGCUCCACCGACGACGAUGCCAACGACCGCGGCCAGGCCAGCGCAUCCAACAAGCGCAAGCGGCCGCUCUCCGUGAGCUGCGAGACAUGCAAACAGCGAAAAGUGAAAUGCGACAGGGUCUCGCCAGCCUGCUCGUGGUGUCUGAAGAACCACUCGGCAUGCGUCUACCUCCCACGUAAGAAGCCAGGCCUCCGAGCUGGCUACGGGCGCGAACUCGAGUCGCGACUUGAUAAGCUCGAAGCUCUCCUCUUGCAGCAGCAGUCGCAAAUCAACCACCUCACCAACAACCAGGUCGCGACUUCCGGCCCCUCGCCCCAACACGUCACUGCCUUCCGAAGCCCGCCGAUUGUCCACACUCCUCACGUCCCCAGGCCCGAGACCGCCCUCUUCAUCCAAAAGUCCACCUUUCCCUCGCAGAGUGCCAUCCACACCACAUACGGCAAUGGCGUCACCGACAACCGUCCCGCCUCCUCGGUCGCCAGCCACAGCUACACGCCCGAAGACAUGACGGCCAUGGGCGGUGCCCUCACGCGCGAGCCCUACACACCCUACAACGAGCAAUUUCAGCCCGCAAUCGCACGAAACUUGGGCCACGCCGACGCAGAUUUUCCUCCCUACGACCUGCUCUAUGGGCUCGUCGACCUCUUCUUCAAGCACAUUAACACUUGGUGUCCGAUCCUCCACCGCCAAAGCACUCUCAACUCACUCUUUGGAGACACGCCUCUCGAUGACGCCGACAAAAUCAUACUCCAUUCGGUUGUCGCAACAACCGUAAAGUUCUCUACGGAUCAGCGCCUUACGCCUGAGAAGCGCACGCGAUACCACAAGAAUUCCAAGGAAAAGGUUUUGCUCUACGGCAUAGAGAACAGCUCGGUCAAGUCGCUGCAGGCCCUUGUCAUCCUUGCGCUUGACGUUGUUGGCUGCUCCAAUGGCCCGCCUGGAUGGAACCUGCUUGCGCUCAUAACUCGCUCCGUGGUCCAGCUGGGCUUGUCGGUUGAGAGCUAUUCACCAAGCGUCGCUCCUCAGUUUGCAUCGAUAUAUACCCUGCGAGCCAUGACACUGCCGGAACCAAAGGAUUGGAUAGAGGAGGAGAGCCGGCGCAGGCUCUUCUGGAUGGUCUACGUUCUCGAUCGGUACGCAACGGUCGCGACUGCCUUCGAAUUCGCUCUGGACGACAAGGAAAUCGACCGUCGUCUGCCGUGUCGUGACGACUUAUAUGCACGCAAUGCGCCUGUCGAGACGAGGUGGUUCCAUACAUCAGCACGAUCAGAUUAUAGCAUGAACAGACCCGAGAAUCUGGGCUCAUUCUCAUACUUGAUUGAGAUUCUGGGCAUUCUCACAAGGAUACACAAGUUUUUGAAGAAGCCCGUGGAUAUCACGUCUCUGUCUGAUGUCGAGUCCUGGCAGAGCGAAUAUCGAGAACUCGACAACGCCAUCGAGCAGUGGAAGUACAAUCUUCCGCAAGAAUACGGCAACUCGGCCAGACUAUUCGCAAAGCCGGGCAUGGGACAAAACCUCGACAGUGGUUUGGUCAUGCUCCACGCAGCUUUCCAUACCACCGUCAUCCGCUUGCAUUCAUCUGCAGCAUACCCCACUCAUAGAUCACCCAUCUUUACGCCGUCUUUUAGUGCAAGUCAAAGGUGUCUCAGCGCCGUUGAAAAUAUUACUGCUCUAUGCGCUACUGUGCGCGACAACGCGCUGCUGAGCAAACUCGGCCCUCCAUUUGCCUUCUCACUCUGGGUGGCUGCCCGAGUUCUCCUGGUUCAUGGAUCGACCAUUGAUCAUCGGGUGGAUCAAUCGAUUAACCUCCUCGUGAGCACCCUUCGAGACAUGGGCCAGUACUGGGAGGUCGGCACACGCUAUGCAAGCCUGCUGUCACGUGUUCUAUCAGAGUACCAAGAAAGCCAACAAGCCCCCGCUGGUGCCAACGGUGAACGCGUCACGCCCUCGACCGUGAAGAUCCUGGCGGACAUGCGACGUUGCGCAUUUGACUUGGACUUCCUCAUUUCGCGACAGCCAAAGCUCAAUAGUAACCAGAGCACGAAGAUGGCAUCCGUUACUCCGGCUCGAACACCAGCACCCAACGAACUUGAGUAUUUGGAUGUAUUCGAUUUCUUCAAUAUGCCCAGACUCCCAGUAUCGAUGGACGGAGUCAUGAGCUACCCUGCGCCCGACGGUAACGUGCAGAUGCCUGACGGCACUUUUGGCAACGAAUCCAAUAUUACGAACUACAUGGUUGAUGCUAGCUCCGACUGGUUUAUGAAGCAGACGGCGUAA